CUCGUUUUCUUUACUUCUUCCUUUUGUGCUUCUAGCUUGGAAUGUCGAGCCCAUUAGACAAGAAUGCCAAUCUCUCUGGCGAAGCUGAAGUCUCCAAUUGUGUCACCAAUCUCAUACAUGCCUUCACCAAUGGCCUCGACAUCUUCAAGCGUCUUCGAGAACGGCGCCGCAGGCGGAAGGAACGUAAGAAAGAAGCUCAUUUCGACUCAGCGUCCAGUGCUGAGCUGCAGCUCUCGAACUCCUUAAGACGAGGCCCAGCCGACAUUGAAUCAAGCUAUAAGAACCACUAUAGUAAGGCUGGGGAUCAGUUUGCAAAGGGCGAUGCGAUCGCUCAUGCUUCCCUUGCCGAAACCCUCAUAAAGUUAAACACCGGUCUUGUAGGGAUCAUCGCAGCAUUUUUGAACCAUGACUCCAAAUCCAGCCAUCUCAACCUUGACUACAAAUCAUUGACGAACCUCUCUGAUGCGUCCAGAGCUGAGGCUGUCGAGUCACUCAACCAGCUAUAUCAACGACUAAGUCACUCCCAACUCCAGGUCUACAGAAUUGGUGGAUGUCCCCGGUGCGGAAGCAUGAAACACCAAGUUUGUAUGGGAACUGUUGGAGGGAACGGACAUACGCCGAAAGGCAAAGGACACCAGGCCAAGAGAAAGAACGCUGGUUCGAAGUCACGUUCAAACGUUCCAACCAUCACCCGGGUACCCGUUAAGAAGUCAAGUCAGACUCAGUUAGCUGUUGUCAGACCCAGAAAUCGCCGGACAAGCUCCUCGAGUAGUGCAAGCUCGACUAGAUCUCCCUCUACGGCGCUUAGCUCAACAUGUCCCUCUCCACUAAACUCACCAUUACCCCAAUACGCACCUGUGGAUCCGUUGCUGGUUCAAUCUCCAAAUGUAGGAGUAUUACCCAAGAUCGGCAGAAGAAGAGCGGGCUCAGUCGACGAACCGCGACCGACAACUUGGCCUCACAUGAGGCCUGAUAACACAAUGCCGCUUCAGCUACCUCCUCCCAAAGUACCCAGCCCGCGGAAGGGUCCGCUGCCGAAAGAAAAGCAUUCUCCUUCUUCUCCUGUAGUAGGGCCUUCUAAACGUCGAACUGACAAGGCAACCCCAUCGACAUAUACUUUUGCAUCCGAUAGUACUAAGCUAGGCGAGAUUCCGCAGCGAAACUGGACGACGCCAUGGGACUACGAAGAGGCAGAUCGUUUGAAUGCGGAUGUGCUGGUCAAUGGAUAUCCUCAGCCGGCUGGGGAGAGUAAACCUAAAGUUAAGAAAGGGCUUUUCGGUUUCUUGAGGCGUGGAACUUGGGACACUUCCUAGGAUCGUUUUCACUCGCUCAGGUUAGUUGGCACACACGCCCCUUUUGCUUUAGAAUUUCGCGCAUUUUCGGACGAUGCUUGUCCUGGUUUAUGACUGAUGAUACCACAUGAUCUAUGCUUCCUUGUUCCUAAAACCGAUUUAUAUAUACCCGCAUCA
Lindgomyces ingoldianus is the source of this 1469-nucleotide messenger RNA. RefSeq lists its product as uncharacterized. Bases 42 to 1313 code for a protein of 423 amino acids. The record is from RefSeq and is a predicted model, not a curated record. The transcript is spliced from 2 exons. Lineage: Eukaryota; Fungi; Ascomycota; Dothideomycetes; Pleosporales; Lindgomycetaceae.